AUUAUACAAACUACUACAACGUUAAACUUAGCAUUACACUAAUGAAUGAGGGCAGAGAGACUGAGAAAGAGUGAGAGAGAAAGAAGUCUAGAUAAGCGCGGAGGCUACCUCAUUCGUGUACAAUUGAUAACACAUGCGCUUUCGUAUGGAGAUAAAGCAUAACAUUUUCUCCGAGGAUUCGGCACGGGAAAGGAAUGCAAGGUUGCAGCAAGGAGCAGCGCGAAAAAAAAGGGGAAUAGCGGCGAAAGCAAGAGGAGAGCCGGUCAGGCCAAGGAACAACGAGCGGUAGCAAAACAAGAGAGACGAAAUUAACGUUCACGAGGAGGGGAUACAGAUACGUUUCUUCUCUGCCGUAUCAGCGGAACCAACAUUCAGUCUCCUCGUGACGUUCGCGUGCUGGUACCGCGUUGCACAGUACCGUUUCUCCUUAUCCGUCGUUCUUGCACAGCACACGUGUACCGCAUACACGCCGUUGUGCGAAGACAGAGAGAGAGAGAGAGAGAAAGAGAAAAGAGGAGAAAAGAGAAGUAGACAGCCGUGAAACACAGGUAUUCGUGCGGUAUACACGCGGUGGGCGAGCGCGCGCGAACCGUAUCACGACGUAACGUCGUCCGAUGUCACCGUUUUUGGUCGGCCGUCAUCGAUAACGAGGAUCUGGAGUCUUUUUAACUUACAAUUAGCGAACAGCAGCAGCAUGCCGACCACGAGAGGUUCCGGGUACUUAAAGCGUGCAAAUACUGAACGCCUCCAUGAAAUAUUUAAUCAGUACGCCACGCAGGAGAAGAAUGGCGAGAGGUUCAUGACUGCGUCUGACUUCGUACGCAGCUACCUUGGCCUUUACACGGAUGCCGAUUACAAUCCCGAAUCUGUCAGCUUACUCGCUGGUAUUGUCGACACUAGCAAAGAUGGGCUCAUAUCGUUUGCCGAAUUUCAAGCAUUCGAGGGUCUCCUCUGUGUACCAGACGCUUUAUACAAAACAGCUUUCCAACUCUUUGAUACUAAUGGAAAUGGAAUGGUUGCAUUUGACGAGUUCGCUGAGGUGAUGCGGAAAACUGUGCUACAUCAGAAAAUGCCCUUUAAUAUGGAUAGUAGUUUUAUCAAGCUUUACUUUGGAAAGGACAAGCAGAGGCUGAUCAGUUAUGCAGAAUUCAGCCAGUUUUUACACGACUUUCAUGAAGAAUACGCAACGGAAGCUUUUAAGAAAUUCGAUAAGGAUAGCGCAGGUUUCAUCUCAGCAUUAGAUUUUCAAGAUAUCAUGAUCAGUAUUAAGAGUCAUCUGCUCACGAAAGAUGUGAGGGAUAAUCUAAUUGCUGCAGUUGGCGCCGGCCAAAGUGGACGCAAAGUCAGUUUUCCGUACUUUAUGGCGUUCAAUUCACUUCUAAACAACAUGGAACUCAUUAAACGUAUCUACCUGAAUGCGACCAAUGGCCAUAGAUAUCAGGAGGUGACCAAAGAGGAAUUUCUUUAUUCUGCACAAAUGAUGUCCCAGAUAACUCCAUUGGAAGUAGACAUCCUGUUUCAUCUUUGCGAUUUGCUCCAUCAAACUGGGAAGAUCGUGUACAAUGACCUCGUGGCUAUUACACCCGAGCAGUAUUUUAAGCAGAUUACAAAACGCGUUGCCGAGAUUAAAGCAGUAUCGAGUCCAGAUGAGCGCGGUAUUCUGGUACAAUUGCUUGAAAGCGGAUAUCGGUUCGUGCUUGGUUCCAUCGGUGGAGCCGUUGGCGCUACGGCUGUGUAUCCUAUCGACUUGGUGAAAACUAGAAUGCAGAACCAGAGGACCGGAUCCUUUAUAGGCGAGCUGAUGUACAGAAACAGCUUUGAUUGCUGUAAAAAGGUGAUCCGGCAUGAAGGUUUUUUCGGUCUUUAUCGAGGUCUGAUGCCUCAGUUGAUGGGAGUAGCCCCGGAAAAGGCUAUUAAACUUACAGUUAACGAUUUCGUCAGGGACAAGUUUAUGGAUAAAAAUGGAAAUUUACCGCUGUUAGGAGAAAUUAUGUCUGGUGCUUGCGCUGGAGGAUCGCAGGUCAUAUUCACUAAUCCUUUAGAAAUCGUAAAGAUUCGGCUACAGGUAGCUGGAGAAAUCGCAGGAGGAUCGAAGGUCAGAGCGUGGGCCGUCGUCAAGGAAUUAGGUCUUUUUGGAUUAUACAAAGGUGCUAGGGCCUGCUUUUUGCGGGAUGUGCCGUUUAGCGCGAUCUACUUUCCUAUGUAUGCUCAUACGAAAACGCGAUUGGCCGACGAAGGGGGUUACAAUACGCCGUUGUCGCUCCUCGUUUCCGGUGCCAUCGCCGGUGUACCUGCAGCAGCGCUGGUCACUCCUGCGGAUGUAAUAAAAACGAGAUUACAGGUCGUAGCUAGAGAAGGCCAAACCACAUACAACGGACUCUUGGACUGUGCGAGAAAAAUUUAUAAGGAAGAAGGUGCCAGGGCGUUUUGGAAGGGCGCGACAGCUCGAGUGUUCAGAUCAUCACCGCAGUUUGGUGUCACUCUCUUCACGUACGAGGUACUGCAAAGGCUGUUCGUCGUCGAUUUCGGAGGAUCUCGACCCAGCGGAUCGGAGCUUAAGGUGCCUACCAUGGGAGUCGCGGAUGAGAUUCGAUCAACGAACCCAGAUCACAUAGGCGGCUAUCAAGUAGCCCUGCCCAUUUUCACGGGUAUAGAAACCAAGUUCGGUCUUUGCUUACCCAGGUUUCAGGCCGUCACCGGGAAGUAACACUAUCAUUAGCAACUUCUAGAAAACAAGCUUGUAGCAACCCCUGCCAUAAGUAAUGUACGAGUACCGGUCGCUGGUUGCACCACCGGCUGCACGAAGCGGGUGAAGCGUGUGUGAGCUUCAAGAACUACAAAUUGUGAGUCCGCAAAGCGUUCCAUCUUUUCACAAUCAUAAUCGGCUCGGUUAUUUCGAGUUGCGUGUAUCGUUGUACAGGAUCACACAUUAGAUCGGCAUAAGAAACGACCGGCGGUUGAUGUAAUGUGCGCGAUGAUCGCGAAGUGUAAUUGAUAGACCGGCCGAGGAGAAGUACAAAAUCCGUCGUGUUGCGGAAUGCCCAGAAAACGUUCGUGAUAGCUGAGUCGAUACAGUCAAUUGAUACAGAAACAGAACCGAUGGUAUUGAAACUAUUUAUUUUGAUACUAUAUAAAUAUGUUAUAUCGAAAUGAGAUGCCAUCUGUAAUUAUUUUGUGGAGCGAGCGAGCGAGAGAGAGAGAGAGAGCGAAAGAGAUCGAGCGAGCGAGAGAGACAUAUAUCGAUGGUUUGUUGUUGCCGACCUGAAAUCAUUGAUACGUUUCUGUCGAUACGGGCGUAGUGACCAAUCGAGUGUGUGUGUUCUUUAAAUCAUAAACGAUUAACGCCAACGGAGACGAGUGUGAUGUUCGAGCAAUGGUUAUAAUCCGCGACGGCCGCGACGUAUACGAACCAGAUAUAUUUGUGUAGGUCGUAAAGUAAUAACGCGAGUCAGGCCUUUGUAAUUACAUUUAUCAUUUAUCCGAAUGCCUAGCUGUAUAGCUUGUAAAGCUGACGAAUGGAAGGCCAGUAAAUUUGUUUUAACUCAUCACGCGUUUGUCAUACAGUAGCGAGGCAAACGUUGACGAGUGAAUACAAUAUGUAACAUAUCCUUAAACUCUUUCAAAACGAAUGAAAAAAAUAUUGCCAACGUUAUUUGUUAUAAUAAAGUAUAGUUUUGCGACAAUUUGUAUAUUUUAUAAUGUAUUGAAUAACGUACAAAGAGAAUGAAUGCUAUAUUUUAAAAUGUGAUAAAUUGGAAAGCGAGCAAUUUCUCAUUUUUUCGAGACAAAGUAAUUAAAGAAACGCAUUGAAUUAAAACGAAUUUACUGGCACUCGAGCACCAGUUUUACAAUUCUGCACGAGUGAAUAGAGACGAGAGUUAACGCACAUAAUUUCGGGAAGUGUCUCUACAAUGGCGAUUAUUAAGAACAGACAUUGAAACACGUUUCUCUGUGAUCUUCUCUUUCUUAUUGCGGAAAAGUGAACACACAGAACUGAGAGAACUUUCCGAGAAAAUUCUGAUCUAUAAAAUAGACAAUAUAAAAUUUGUUGAAUGCACGAACCUUUGUUGCGUUCACCUUAGUUUCAAUAUUCAUUGGAAAUGUGCAUGAAUCUUACGCGAAUACAAGAUAAUCAUUUGUUUUUACUGGUAACAAAUUUCUCGAAUAAACUUUUUAUAGCGUUUGA
Messenger RNA from Linepithema humile (Argentine ant), 4186 nucleotides. The record is from RefSeq and is a predicted model, not a curated record. Lineage: Eukaryota; Metazoa; Arthropoda; Insecta; Hymenoptera; Formicidae.